AUACCAACGCGUGUGGUGGCAUCUAUUAUAUCAAGCUUCAAUUUGAAAAACCAUAACGAUCUUUUACUGACGCACGCCUGUCAUAACCGGUACAAUUUGUUACAAUAAUUUCAACUUGAUUUAAUUGAUACUUAUUGUUACAAACAGUGAACUGACUUAUAUAACAAUGAAGCCCGCACGUUCGAAAACUCCAGCUCGUCGGCCAAUCGGUCGGCCAAAGGGAUCGAAUAUGAUGUCUAAAGAUCCUGUGCAAGUUUAUUGUCGUUUACGGCCAAUGCAAUCUCCAACGGAUGUAUCGUGCAUGAGAGUUACAUCUGAUAUGACUGUAGUGAUAACGCCUCCGGAAUCAGCAGCCAAUUUUCGUACUAUAACUAACAGGGAGAUACAAACGACAUUCAGUCAUGUAUUUAUGUCCGAUGUGACGCAGAGGGAGAUAUUUAAAACUGUUGCCCUUCCCCUUGUUGAGAAUCUUAUUCAUGGAAAAAAUGGUCUCUUGUUUACAUACGGUGUAACAGGUAGUGGUAAAACGUAUACAAUGACUGGGGAACCACAGGAUGCUGGUAUUAUGCCUCGGUGUUUGGAUGUUAUUUUCAAUACUAUUGCGAAUUAUCAAACGAAAAAGUUUGUCUUUAAACCAGAUAAAUUAAACGGUUUUGAUAUACAAAGCGAGGCUGAUGCCAUGCUGGAUAGGCAGCAUGAACUUCACGCAGGUCUAUCACAAAGAGCAAGACUCGGCAAACAUCGUAAAAUAGACAGCGAUGGAGAGAGUAAUCCAACGCUAGCUCAUGAACGUAACGAAUCACAAAGCGUGACAGUUGAACCAGAUAAUGCAUAUGCUGUAUUUAUCACGUAUGUUGAAAUAUACAACAACAGUGUAUAUGACUUGUUGGAUGAAGAUGAUAUCAGAACCAAAACACUGCAAAGUAAAAUAGUUAGGGAAGAUGGUAACAAAAAUAUGUAUGUACAUGCUGUCACGGAAGUUGAAGUGAAAAGUGCAGAGGAAGCUUUUGAGCUAUUUCAACGUGGACAACGGAAAAGACGCGUCGCGCAUACAGCAUUGAAUGCAGAGUCGAGUAGAUCGCACAGUGUUUUCACCAUCAGGCUUGUACAGGCACCUUUAGAUUGCGAGGGCGAACUUGUGAUGCAGGAUAAACGAGUCGUGUGCGUAAGUCAAUUAUCUUUAGUAGACUUGGCGGGUAGCGAGCGAACGAAUCGCACUAAAAAUACCGGUCAACGUUUACGAGAAGCAGGAAACAUUAAUAACUCUCUAAUGACUCUGCGGUCGUGUUUGGAAAUUUUGAGAGAGAAUCAGAAUCAGGGUACAAAUAAAAUGGUACCUUAUCGAGAUUCCAAGCUUACACAUUUAUUCAAAAACUAUUUUGAUGGAGAAGGACAGGUCAGAAUGAUAGUCUGUGUAAAUCCGAGAGCGGAUGAUUAUGACGAAACGAUUCAAGUCAUGAAAUUUGCCGAAAUGACUCAAGAAGUGCAUAUCACAAGAUCUAAUCCUGUAAAAUUGGACCUCGGUUUCACUCCUGGCAGAAGACAAGCGAAUAAAAUAUUCAAGGAAGCAAGAAGCAAAUUAGAAAGAGAAGGCCGACCGGAAGCAGCUGAUUUGAACAUUGAUCUAGGCCUAGUGUACAGUUUGGGCGGACCAUUUCCUCAAUUCGAGACUAUUACUUCAGAUAACGAUCAGUUAAUACAAUCUUUAAUACAAUACUUGGAACAACGUAUCAACAAGCGCAAUAUACUUCGCGCGGAUUUGCAAAAGAAACAAGAGGAUUUUAGACGGAUAUUAAUGGGAAUAGAGCAAGAAAAUGCAAGUUUAAGAAUUGAAGUAGCUUCGUUGAAAGCUACAAAUACAAAGCAAGUAAAACAGAUAUCGGCAUUUCAAGGUCAUCUUUGCGAAGCAGAAAAACAAAACGAUAAUCUUCGGUGUAAAUUAAAUAAUGCUAAUGAAACAGUGCGAAAUUUACAGCAAGAAGUGAAAGAUCGAGAUCUGGCAUUAAAUCUACGUGAGAUAGAUAACCGAAGAGCGAAGCAGAGAUUGAAUACAAAAUUUAAAGUUGAGACGGAAAAAAUGAGCAAAGAAAUGAAAAUACAACUACAGCAACAACGUGAACUUUUUGAGAAUAAAAUAAAGGAGAAUGGCGAUAGGUUACGAUUGAUAAGACAUAUUUCAGUUGACGACAAUGGCAUUAAUCUUGCAGUGGCCUCAUCGAAAGAACAAAUUCCAGAAUUGACAACGAGAGUAGUCAAUCCGAAUAGAGAUACUCCGAAUAGAGAUAGAGUAUCACGAAAGGAUAGAAUACCCAUUUCGAAUCCAAGGUAUAGACGAUCGCAAAGUGCCGAUAGAUGGAUCGAUCAUAGAUCUCAGCCUCUUGUACCAAUCGGGACUGUAUUGCAACCAAUGAUGCAAAGAAGACGGAGCGUAACGCAACUUACUUCUCCAAAAAAGAUUACGGAUGGUGCAUCUAGAUACUGUCUUGUCGCGCAAGAGCAUGAUACAGACGGAGAACUUGAAACAAUAUUGUAUAAGGGCGAUAUACUGCCAACAAGUGGCGGCGGAGCACAAGUAAUAUUUAACGAUAUGGAAUGUUUGAAACAAUCGUCACCGAAAGCGAGGAAGCGUACCGGACCUGGAGAAGAGGGAAUGGACCAAGUAGAUAUUUCUACAUUGACAGAAACAAAAAGACCACGAGUAUAAUACCCUCGUAACUUUGUCAUCUCGUGUCAUCAUAAUUUACUCGAGAGCAUAAGGCAAAUGAAAUAUCGAAGACGUGAGUGAUAUAUUUGAUGUAUACAUAUCUUUUUAUUCGUUCUUGUAAUCUAUCAAAGAUACACACACACACACACAUAUACACCCCUAUAAUCUCUCUUUAUAAUUCUUUUUUAUUGUUUUUAUAAGAUAAACAACAUUUGUAUAUCUGACAUUCAUAUGGGAUGGUUAUUACAAAAACGUACGACAAUAUAUGGAUAUUAUUAUACAUUGUUAUAUAUAUGUAUGCUAUUGUAGUCGUUAAUUAGAUGUUUAAACGGGAUUUUCCUAAUAUAAACGUGGAAAAAGUUUCAAAGUAGUCUCACAAUCAGUAGUCCGCAAGUAUAAAAAUAUAUAGGUAUACAAUUUUUAUAUAUGUUAAAUAUAUCUGUAGCGUUACGAUUAUUUGAAUUGUAAAGAUGUAUGUGGCCGAAGGGAUGGAUCUGGUAAUGAAUUAGUACCUGAGGUAUUUCUUUGCAAGUUUAAAAGACAACCUUCUUGCUCCGAGCUACAAUUGUAUAAUAUAUACAUGCAAUUACUGUCAAAUUCUUUUGUAUUUUUGUUGAUAAAUGUAUGCAUUGCUCUUGCGACUUACCGAUUCA
Wasmannia auropunctata (little fire ant) is the source of this 3357-nucleotide messenger RNA. Its product is annotated as kinesin-like protein KIF23. The coding region runs from base 167 to 2704 and encodes 845 amino acids. The transcript is spliced from 14 exons. Gene Ontology annotation, cellular component: microtubule; nucleus; kinesin complex. The record is from RefSeq and is a predicted model, not a curated record. Gene Ontology annotation, biological process: microtubule-based movement. Gene Ontology annotation, molecular function: microtubule motor activity; ATP hydrolysis activity; microtubule binding. Lineage: Eukaryota; Metazoa; Arthropoda; Insecta; Hymenoptera; Formicidae.